UAAAUAAUGUCACUGCAUCAUACUGGAUUCCUGGGUUCGGUACAUUUGCCCUUCUAACGGAAUUAAAAUGUAACCCUUGCAAUUUCCCCGCACUCUGCAUUCCUAAAAUGUAGUGUUGUUUUUUUUUACAUUUUACAUUGAAAAAACAUUACAAAGUACAACAAAAACGCAAACAGGUGUAACGUACAGAGAAAACGUUGCUAUAUUGACACUCAUAACAGAAUGUGGCCAUGUAGGCAAUAUUUUACUUUACAUGUUUGUAUUAUUUGUUGAGCAAUGCCAGUUUUAAUCAUAGAUAGAUCUGAAGUUGAUCAACAACAGUGGUUCUCAAAGUUUUUUCAACAAGUGCCACUUCAGAAAACACUUGUACCACCAUAAUGACCAACAAUAAAAUACAGCAGCAUAGUAGGCCUAAAUAUUAAUUAAAAACAAGGCAGGUAUUUUAUCUAACGAUUACAUUUAAUAUUUUUGGCCACUGUAACAAUACAUACAGUUUGAACAGUAACACUGUUUAAAUAUUUGAGUUAUUUGUGUGUGUGUGUGCGCGUGCGCGCGCAUAAAUAAAUAUCUGACAUGACUUGACUUUUUUUAGACUUUAAUGACUCAGACCCUUUUGGGACCUUUAACAUUCACCAAUUAAGGAAACCCCGAGCAUUGUAUAUUUUAUUAGUUUUGAAGAUGAAAAAUAUUUGAAUGGCUGCAACAUGCUUUCGUUUUUCAGUUUGUGGCCCACAUGCUAAAGCAAAAUCUAAUCAUUGGUGGAGCUUGUGUACGGAUACAAUACUCUAUAUGAUUCUCCACAGCUUGUAAAUCCUGUAUUCACUUAAAUGUGACUUCAGAAAAAGUGUGCAAAGUAUGAAGCGUAAUGUUUAACAAAUAGCACAAGUGAGCAUUUAUAGUGGAUUUCUUAAGGCUAAAUAAUCGUAUUGGAUCCCGUCAGUUGGUUUAGCCAAUCUAGUGUUUGUGAUGUCAUUGCUGCGUGAGAUUGAAAGAACUCCACUUAGUGUUCGAUCAUUGUGUUAGCCUACAGUCCACAGCAUGUCGUGAAGCUGGUGAUCCUCACACACUCGACCAUGAAGAGAAGUCGACGUCCCAGCAGCAGCGACGACUCUGACAAUGGCAGUAAUUCGACUUGCUGGUCGCAGCAUUCUUCUCAGGCCAGGAGAGGAGCCAGACAGAAACCUUCUGAGGUCUUCAGGACGGACUUAAUCACCGCCAUGAAGGUGCCCGACUCGUACCAGCUCAACCCGGAGGACUACUACAUCCUCGCAGACCCCUGGAGGCAGGAGUGGGAAAAGGGCGUCCAAGUCCCCGUAAGCCCGCAGUCCAUCCCCCAGCCCAUGGCGAGGGCGCUGGCAGAAAAGGGAAAGGAGGUCAUGUUCGUCAGACCCAAGAAGCUGAUCCGCACGUCGGGGGCCCAGGUGCUAGGCUACGUGGACAUCCGGACGCUGGCGGAGGGCAUGUGUCGCUACGACCUGAACGAGGAAGACGUGGCGUGGCUGCAGGUUGCCAACCAGGAGUUUGUCAAGCUGGCUCUGCCCCCGCUGGACGAGAUGGCCAUGGAGCGCGCCAUGGAGGAGUUGGAGCGCCGCUGCCACGAGAGCAUGACGCACGCGACGGAGACGGAGGAGGGUCUGGGCAUCGAGUACGACGAGGACGUAGUGUGCGACGUCUGCCAGUCGCCCGACGGCGAGGACAACAACGAGAUGGUGUUCUGCGACAAGUGCAACAUCUGUGUCCAUCAGGCGUGCUACGGCAUCCAGAAGGUCCCCAAGGGCAGCUGGCUGUGUCGGAUCUGCGCCCUCGGCAUCACGCCAAAGUGCCAGUUGUGUCCAAAGAAGGGUGGGGCCAUGAAGCCCACCCGCAGUGGGACCAAGUGGGUCCAUGUCAGCUGUGCCUUGUGGAUCCCAGAGGUGAGCAUUGGGAACCCGGAGAAGAUGGAACCAAUCACCAACGUGUCGCACAUUCCCAGCAACAGGUGGGCUCUCGUUUGCUGCCUGUGCAAGGACAAGACCGGAGCGUGCAUCCAGUGCUCCGCUAAAAACUGCCGCGUUGCCUUUCAUGUGACCUGCGGCCUCCACGCCGGCCUGGAGAUGAAAACCCUCCUAACCGAGGACGACGAGGUCAAGUUCAAGUCCUUCUGCCCCAAACACUCAGGACUGGAGGGCGUCGAGUCCAGGGACCCAAACUCUGAAGACGAAGGGGGGGCGGAGGACGUCGGGGGCACAAAGGGCAAGCAGCGAGGGAGGGUGAGAGAGGACAAGGAUGCCACCUUGCACCCCGCUUUCCAUCGGGACCCGCAGCAGCUGAGCGGCCGCGAGCAGGACAAGAGGGUCAACCUCCGCAAGCUAAAGCUGCAGCAGAUGGAGGAAGACUUCUACCAGUUUGUGGAUGCCCAGGAGGUGGGCAGUCACCUCAAAAUGGUGCCCGAGACGGCGGACUUCCUUUACCAGUACUGGAAGCUGAAGCGCAAGGCCAACUUCAACCAGCCGCUCCUCACGCCCAAGAAGGAUGAGGAGGAGAGUCUGGCUCGCCGUGAGCACGAGGUGCUGCUGCGACGCUUGCAGCUCUUCACGCACCUCCGCCAAGACCUGGAGAGGGUCCGAAAUCUGACUUACAUGGUGACCCGGCGGGAGAAGAUGAAGCGCUCGUUGUGGCGAGUCCAGGAGCAGAUCUUUCAGCAUCAAGUCCGACUGAUCGACCACGAGCUGCUCAGCGCGAGUACAUCUGUGUUGGACCUGCAGCUCUCCCGGCACCGCUUGUCCUCGCAGGACUCCCAGAUCCCCUGCAGCCGAUCCAGACCAAAGACAAAACGAAGGCCGAAGCCGGAGAAGGGAAAAUGUGGUGACAGAAAAGCUGUCUCAGACUCGCUGCCUGCGGCCUCCAAGGGAGAGGCUCCCGGCAGGACCCUGGACUCCAAAAGCUUGCGGGUGAAAGACAUGACGCCCGCCGAGGCCGCGAGCAGCCCAAACUCCGACCUGGACUUGCAGCGGCUGAGGUUCUUCAAGCAAGAGGUCGCCCAAGAAAGUGUUGCCUUGAAGAUGCACAGAAUGGAGGGCAAGAAAGGUGUGGCGUUGGAACAGGAAAUGCUGAGCAGGCGACGGCGAGAGAGUGCCCAGGAGUAUGAGGAGAAGCGGAAAAAGAAGAAGAAGAAUAAGAGGAGCGAGGCGACCGAGACCUCAGGCCACACGAAGAACAAGCUUGGCUCCAAACAGUUGGACAAAACUGUCUCCAUCAGGCUGGUGGACAUCCGGUCCUCAGACUCUGACGUCAACUUUGUGGACGGUGUGACCAGAAAAAGCUCUGCCCCUUCGGACGUGCCCACGCACAGCAAGCUCAAAGCCAACGUGGCCUCAGAAGGCGUUCCGGUAGACAUCUCCCGCGUGUCCAACGGGCCUGGGGGUGGUCACUCGAAAGGCUGGGGAAAGUUCCGCAUCCCGAAGAAGAGCGACAAGCUCCCAGUGAUGAAGGAACGGACGCCACUGGCGCAGCAAGACAAGCCGCUGCUCCGGCCGCUCACAAACACACCCCCACCAUCGCAGCCAAGAACGCGGCACCGCACUGGGACGGAGAACGAUGGCGAGACGGAGCCUUGCUUGAAGCGGUGCCACUCCCACCAGCUGCGGGGAGACUCCUCCCUCAGCCACCGCUACGGAUCCGACAUUAUCCGCAGGGGCGUGCUGGCGUCCUGAGGGUGACAUCCUAGAAUAAGCUUCACCGUGUUAGUUGCUAAUGAACCACCGCUACACCUUCUUAUUUUUGUUCCUGGAUUAAUGUACAACUAGAGUUUAUAUUUAUUUUGUAUUUGAGAAGCUAAAGUUUGACUUUGUUUCCGGCUCAUACAUUGACAAGCUGAGGUGGCAGCGAGGGACCACCAGUGAUUUUUUGCGUCGCUAGUCCGAACCUCACUCGUACUCAUAAGAGUCGUGCUUUUAGCAAGGACGCGACACUGGCCGUUUUAUUGUUAGCUUUUGGACACUCUUGAAUCAACAAUUGCAUUCGCCAUCAGCACUUAAGUGUCAUUGAAUGAGAGCCCGCCUGCGCCACUUGCCUGACUCGUUGGAAGCGUUUGCACUAGGAGAGGGAGGCGCAGGUGAGCAAGGAAUAUUUUUACACUGAAAAAUAAAUAUUUUCUAUCCUUGGCCGCUGCUCUACUACUGUUAUGCAAAAUGGUGUCUUUUCUUUUGACUGACAGGAAUAAAAUCUAGAGGAAUGAUUUGGGAGUUUUUAAAUUGAAUUUCCUGUCCCUAAAUGCCAUAACUACGAUAGUUUCAGGUGCCUUUUUUGGCCUCUUGGGGGCGUGCUUUCCCCGUGCCAUUCAAUUAAAGGUAAAAGCUGAAACAAGA
Molecule: messenger RNA, 4346 nt
Organism: Nerophis ophidion (straightnose pipefish)
Lineage: Eukaryota; Metazoa; Chordata; Actinopteri; Syngnathiformes; Syngnathidae
Gene: jade1
Product: jade family PHD finger 1
Exons: 11
Coding region: 1074-3692 (872 amino acids)
Biological process (GO): regulation of transcription by RNA polymerase II
Cellular component (GO): histone acetyltransferase complex
Source: RefSeq, a predicted model, not a curated record